Messenger RNA from Pantherophis guttatus, 9307 nucleotides. It is a transcript of the gene KAT6A, whose product is annotated as lysine acetyltransferase 6A. The record is from RefSeq and is a predicted model, not a curated record. Gene Ontology annotation, biological process: nucleosome assembly; regulation of transcription by RNA polymerase II. Gene Ontology annotation, molecular function: histone H3 acetyltransferase activity; DNA binding; chromatin binding. Lineage: Eukaryota; Metazoa; Chordata; Lepidosauria; Squamata; Colubridae. Gene Ontology annotation, cellular component: chromatin; MOZ/MORF histone acetyltransferase complex; nucleosome.
GGCCUCUCCGCCCUCCGCAGCGCUACGGACCCAAGAUGGCCGCCGUGUCAGUUUGGGUCUUCGUUGCCGUCUGGCCUGAGGCGCCUGGGCUCCGCCUCUCCUAGGCCCCGGUGCACAGUUUGCCUGUCAAAAUUGGGAAUACCAAGCAGUGGAAUGAAAUGUAUUGACAUCUUUUUUACUUGUGUGGAUACAUUUUUUUCAUCUGUUUCUUUUUUUGAAGGUGGUAUUGGAAAAACAUGAAUCAGAAGUAGGAAAUACUCAUGUUUGAAAAAAAUAAGAGCAAUUUGGGGCCAAAAACGCAUAUGCUAUGAUUAACUGGUCCUCUUUCUCCGAUCGUCUGUUUUCCCAUUGUGUGAAACUCCUUCAGCAUAGGGAUAAGGGAUAACGACUCUAUGGAUAUAAAGAAUUUUUCACCAUGGUAAAACUCGCUAACCCGCUGUACACUGAGUGGAUUUUGGAGGCAAUUAAAAAGGUCAAGAAGCAAAAACAACGGCCAUCGGAAGAGAGGAUAUGCAAUGCCGUCUCUUCAUCCCAUGGUUUGGAUCGCAAAACUGUCCUGGAACAGUUGGAACUGAGUGUUAAAGAUGGGACUAUUUUAAAAGUUUCUAAUAAAGGACUUAAUUCCUAUAAGGAUCCAGAUAACCCUGGGCGAAUAGCACUUCCUAAACCACGGAACCAUGGAAAGUUGGAUGGUAAACCAAAUGUGGACUGGAAUAAACUGAUCAAAAGGGCAAUUGAGGGCUUGGCAGAGUCUUCUGGUUCAUCUCUGAAGAACAUUGAGCGUUACCUGAAAGGGCAGAAGGAUGUCUCAGCUUUGUUUGCCAGCAGUGCCCCUUCUACCUUUCACCAGCAGUUGAGGUUGGCUAUUAAGCGUGCGGUUGGCCAUGGCCGACUCCUUAAAGAUGGACCUUUGUAUCAACUCAACACGAAAGCAGCCGCACAUGCAGAUGGGAAAGAGAGUUGUGAGUCUCUUUCUUGUCUUCCUCCGGUUUCACUCCUUCCACACGAAAAAGAUAAGCCAGUUGCUGAACCAAUCCCAAUCUGCAGUUUCUGCCUUGGUACAAAAGAACAAAACCGAGAAAAGAAACCCGAGGAGCUCAUCUCUUGUGCUGAUUGCGGCAAUAGCGGUCAUCCAUCCUGCUUGAAAUUCUCCCCAGAAUUAACCGUUCGGGUGAAGGCCUUACGAUGGCAGUGCAUUGAGUGCAAAACCUGCAGUUCCUGUCGAGACCAGGGCAAAAAUGCUGAUAAUAUGCUCUUUUGUGACUCGUGUGAUCGGGGCUUUCAUAUGGAGUGUUGUGAUCCCCCUUUGACCAGGAUGCCAAAAGGCAUGUGGAUAUGUCAGAUAUGUCGACCACGUAAAAAAGGAAGAAAACUACUCCAAAAGAAGGCAGCACAGAUUAAGCGGCGUUAUGCCAACCCAAUAGGACGUCCCAAAAAUAGAUUAAAGAACCAAAAUGCAACAUCAAAAGCUCCCUUCAGCAAAGUUCAGACGGGACCCGGCCGGGGUCGCAAGCGCAAGACCCCCUUAUCCAGUCAGUCGACUUGCUCAUCAGAUGGGGGUUACUUGGAGCAAGUCGACGGUCUGGAAUUCUGCGGCGACGCGAGCAUCACCUUGAAAUUCAACAAGAAAACCAAAGGGCUUAUCGAUGGCCUUACCAAAUUCUUCACCCCGUCCCCCGAUGGGCGUAAAGCUCGAGGAGAAGUCGUGGACUACUCUCAGCAAUAUAGGAUCAGGAGAAAGGACAAUAGGAAAUCAAGCGCUUCAGAUUGGCCCACAGGUAGCGAAGAGAGAUUGACUAUCUGUUUUAUGGAGCUCGGAGGUUAUCAAGACAAUCAGGAUGGCUGGGAUGGAAAACAAGAAAAUGAAGAGUGGCUUCUAGGAGGCCCAGAUGUCAUGGCCGAGAAAGAUAUGGAGUUGUUCAGAGACAUUCAGGAGCAAGCGCUGCAGAAAGUAGGAGUGACGGGGGCACAUGACCCCCAAGUCCGCUGCCCAUCAGUCAUUGAGUUUGGAAAAUAUGAAAUCCACACCUGGUAUUCUUCUCCAUAUCCACAAGAAUAUUCCAGGUUGCCCAAGUUGUACAUUUGUGAAUUCUGUCUCAAAUACAUGAAAAGCAGAACUAUUCUCCAGCAGCACACGAAGAAAUGCGGCUGGUUUCAUCCCCCAGCCAAUGAAAUAUACAGAAAGAGUAAUGUGUCGGUUUUCGAGGUGGAUGGCAACGUCAGUACUAUUUACUGCCAGAACUUGUGUCUAUUGGCUAAACUCUUCCUGGACCAUAAGACUCUCUACUACGAUGUGGAGCCAUUUCUUUUUUAUGUGCUGACGCAAAAUGAUAUGAAGGGCUGUCACCUCGUCGGCUACUUCUCCAAGGAAAAACACUGCCAGCAGAAAUACAACGUCUCCUGCAUCAUGAUUCUUCCCCAGUACCAACGCAAGGGCUAUGGCAGAUUCCUCAUUGACUUCAGUUAUCUCCUAUCAAAACGCGAAGGCCAAGCAGGAUCCCCGGAGAAGCCGCUGUCUGAUUUGGGACGUCUUUCCUACAUGGCAUACUGGAAAAGUGUCAUCUUGGAGUGCCUUUAUCACCAAAACGACAAACAGAUCAGCAUCAAGAAGUUAAGCAAACUGACCGGCAUCUGUCCUCAAGACAUCACUUCGACUCUUCACCACCUGCGAAUGCUUGACUUCCGUAACGAUCAAUUUGUGAUUGUUCGGCGGGAAAAACUUAUCCAAGACCAUAUGGCGAAGCUGAAACUGAACAUCCGGCCUGUAGUCGUGGACCCAGAAUGUCUGCGCUGGACUCCCGUCAUCGUCUCAAACUCGGUGGUUUCUGAGGAUGAGGAGGAUGAUCCCGAAGAGACAGAAAUCGAGGUCCCACAGCAGUCACGGGAGAGAGACAUUGAGGUGAUAAAAUGUGUCUCCUGGGAGAGGAAAGAACGAGAGUCCUGCUUUCCGCUGGAGAGUGAAAAAAAGCCAGAGAUUCUCCCGGUCAACGCCCUGCGAUCUGGCAAGCAAAGUCUUCCCCUAAGUGGUCUUCCCGCCAACAGCCACACACCGCGCAGGGGCCGGUGGAACCGCAAGAACAAAAAGCUGCGGGAAUCCUUCACCGAGAAGGACCCAAAGCUGACCUUGGAGGAGAAGUCGGCAAUGGCCAGGGGCAGCCGAUGCGGCGAGUGCCAGGAAAAGGCGGCAGCAGCGGCGGCGGCGGCAGCAGCGGCGGCCUCUCGAGGGAGAUUUGCCGAGAGCGAAGAGAAGGCAGCGUCCUCCCAGGGACAGUGUGGCAAAUGCGAGGAAAAGACCCCGACUCCCCGAGGGCACUUUGGCAAAGAGGAAGACAAGCUGGCCUCCUCCCAGGGGCCAUUCGGCAAGGGCGAGAAGCCCUCCGUCGGCCAGAGGCGAUGCAGCGAUGGCAUGGAGGUCUGGAAAGGGCAGCUGAAAGCUCUGGAGCCCCUGAAAAGCCGGCUCUCGGAGCAGUGCGACAGGAUAGCCCGACGACACAGCGAGGGGGACCGCACGGCGCUCAGGCACUUCAGCGAGAGCAGCGAAGACGAAGACGAGGAGCCUGCCAGCCCCUGCUCCAGUUCCCCACCAGUUCUCACUAAGCCAGCACUGAAGAGGAAGAAGCCCAUUCCCCGGAAGAGACGAGUCCGUAAGCGGAAAUACCACAACAGCAGCGUAGUUACCGAAACGAUCUCGGAAACGACAGAGGUCCUGGACGAGCCAUUUGAGGAUUCAGAUUCUGAGAGGCCCAUGCCUCAGCUGGAGCCCACCUUUGAAAUGGAAGACGAGGAGGAGGAGGAAGAGGAGGAGGAGGAGGAGGAGGAAGAGAGCGAAUUGUUCUCUCGAGGAUAUCUUCGCCGUCUCUCUCCACAGGAUUCCCUUAGGCACAGACCCUCCUUAAAGAGAGGAAGUCAAGAGGGAGAGGAAUCGGAUGAUACGGCUGAUUCUCCUACUUUGAAACCAGUUUCUUUGCUGAGAAAAUGUGAAUCGCUGGAUUCUCCGCUCCAGCCUGGCACUUCUACCCCCAUGAAAAAGAAGAAAGGCUGGCCCAAGGGCAAGAGCCGUAAGCCCAUCCACUGGAAGAAAAGGCCCGGGCGCAAGCCAGGCUUUCAAUUGAGGCGGGGGAAAGUCCGAGCGCCUACUUCAGAGGAGACAGUCGAUUUCAUGGAAGCCAGUUCCAAAUCAGGGCGUAAGACGAAAAUGCAGGACGAGGAAGAGCUGGUUGAGGAGAAGGAAGAACUUCUGCCCAGUGCUGAAGAAAGGAAAGAUGAAGAUGGGCCCCCGGAAGUCGGUGAUUUAGGAGAAGAGGAAGAUAUUAUGCCUGCUAGAGAAGCGAGGGCGACAUCUCCCGUAGACAGCAGCAACAGUCCAGAAAUGGACUCUAAAGAACCUGAACUGGAGGAAGACGUGGAGAAGCCUCAAGUUCUCGAUGACCAGAGGCCGCCAUCCGAAGAAGAGCAGCAGGAAGCUGAAGAACCCGAGCAUGACCAGGAAGAGGAAGAAGAGGAAGUCGCCGCAGUCGCUAACCAGCAUGAAGAUCACGAUGCCGAUGACGAAGAAGACGAUGGCCACCUGGGCUCUGUCAAAAAGGAUGAGCUGGAAGAGCAGGCUGAGAAGGAGGGGCUGAAGGAAGAACCGGAAGUCCAGGAGCCUUUUUUAGAAACAAGCACACAGGACGAUAGAGAAGAGGAUGCCAAGAAUAAGAGUGAAGGAGAGGCCGAUUCCGAGGAGGAUCCGGUAUCCCAUGAGACGUCGGUAGGGUCAGACCCGGUUCCUGGCUCGGAAGACGACCAAGAAGAAGAGCAGCAUCCUAAGGAAGGGCUGAUUGAGCUGAAGGAAGACGAGCCGAUCCCUCACAGUGAACUAGACCUCGAAACGGUCCAGGCCGUGCAGUCCUUGACUCAAGAGGAAGAAAACCACGAGCAUGAUGUGGCUUACCAGGACUGUGAGGAGACCCUGGCUGCUUGCCAGAACCUGCAGAGCUAUACCCAAGCCGAAGAGGACCCCCAGAUGCCGAUGGUGGAAGACUGCCAGGCCUCCGAACACAACAGCCCCAUCUCCUCGGUCCAGUCUCACCCCAGUCAGUCGGUGCGCUCCGUCAGCAGCCCCAGCGUGCCCGGCGCUCUGGAGAGCAGCUACACCCAGAUCAGCCCCGAGCAAGGCUCCCUUUCCGCCCCUUCUAUGCAGAACAUGGAGACGAGCCCCAUGAUGGAUGUGCCUUCGGUGUCGGACCACUCCCAGCAGGUGGUGGACAGCGGCUUCAGCGACCUGGGCAGCAUCGAGAGCACCACCGAGAACUACGAGAACCCCAGCAGCUACGACUCCACCAUGGGGGGCAGCAUCUGCGGCAACGCCUCCUCGCAGAGCAGCUGCUCCUACGGGGGGCUCUCCUCCUCCAGCAGCCUCACCCAGAACAGCUGUGUGGUCACCCAGCAAAUGGCCGGCAUGGGCAGCAGCUGCAGCCUCAUGCCCCAAGGCAGCGUCCAGCCAACCGCCAACUGCAAUAUCAAAUCUCCCCAGAGCUGUGUGGUGGAGAGACCCCCGAGUAACCAGCAAGCCACGGCACAGCCUCCGCAGCCCCAGCCCCAGCAACCCCAGCCGCCGCCCGCGACGCAGCAGCAGCAACAGCAGCAGCAGCAACAGCAACAGCAGCCGCCUCCCCCCCAGCAGCAGCCGUCCCUGUCGCAGUGUAGCAUGAACAACAGUUUCACUCCGGCACCGAUGAUCAUGGAAAUCCCGGAAUCCGGCAGCAGCGGCAACAUCAGCAUCUACGAGAGGCUCCCUAGCGAUUUCGGGGCCGGGGGUUACUCCCAGCCAUCGGCCACUUUCAGCUUAGCCAAGUUGCAGCAGUUGACCAACACGAUUAUGGACCCCCACGCCAUGCCUUACAGCCAUUCUUCUGCGGUGACUUCCUAUGCAACCAGCGUGUCUUUGUCGAACACGGGCCUGGCGCAGUUGGCCCCCUCGCACCCUCUGGCCGGAGCGGCCCAAGCACAAGCCACCAUGACCCCCCCGCCCAACUUGGCCUCCACGACCAUGAACCUUACUUCUCCCCUGCUCCAGUGUAACAUGCCCACCACCAACAUCGGCAUCCCUCACACCCAGCGGCUGCAAGGCCAGAUGCCGGUCAAAGGCCACAUUUCCAUCCGGUCGAAAUCGGCCCCGUUGCCCUCGGCGGCUGCCCACCAGCAGCAGCUCUACGGCCGCAGCCCUCCCGCCGUAGCCAUGCAGGCCAGUCCCCGGGCACUGGCCGUUCAGCGCGGCAUGAAUAUGGGGGUCAACCUGAUGCCCACGGCCCCUUACAACGUCAACUCCAUGAAUAUGAAUACCCUGAACGCCAUGAACAGCUACCGGAUGCCCCAGCCCAUGAUGAACAGCAGUUACCAUAGCAACCCCGCCUACAUGAACCAGACGGCCCAGUAUCCUAUGCAGAUGCAGAUGGGGAUGAUGGGGAGCCAGGCCUAUCCCCAGCAGCCUAUGCAGCCCAACCCCCACGGGAACAUGAUGUACACGGGCCCUUCGCACCACAGCUACAUGAACGCUGCCGGGGUCCCCAAGCAAUCCCUCAACGGGCCCUACAUGAGGAGAUGAGCAAGACGAGACACACACACCCUCCCCCCGAAAACUUCUCCUUCUCAAUCAAGGAACCUUUUAUACUGACAAAAGCAGAGACAAUGGAUCCUUUUUAUCCCAGUUAAAUAUUGCUGUAGAUCUUAGAUAGGGUUUUGGUUCCCUUUCGGUUUAUUUUAAAAACAAUUUUUUUUAAGGGGGCCUGGUCUUUUUUUUUUUUUUUUUUUACCCUUUUCUUCGUUGGGAGGGGAGGGGUUGGUUCUCUGGCUUGGGGAUCUUGGGUUAUUUUAAUUCCCCCCCCCUCUCCCUUUUCCUUCCACAAUCUGGAAGAAACUUCACUGUUUUCAAAUCCAUUUUGGGAACUGGGCUUUGGGAUUUUUUACCCUGUAUUUUUUUUUUUGUUUUUUUCCGUCGUCGGGGGGAAGGAGCGGGAUUGAAAACGUGCACACAAUAUUCCCGUCAUCGAACGUAAGAGUCCUGCCUUUGCCAGAACCACCUGGGCAGAGUCCGUGGUCUCUUUGUUUUUAGGCGCUGGAGUCUUUUUCUCCCCUUCAUCCUUGUGCCCAGCUCUCCAGAUGGCCCAAUCCUGAAAGGUCAGAACCUUCCCAUCUUCUGCGCCCUCGGCUUUGUGGCAGGCACUGGGAGUGGCGCACGGAGCCCAAAGCAAAUUUUCGGAGCCUCUUUUGCCAUUUCCCCCAAAUAUAGGAACUCUGAAUAGCUGGUAUUUUGUUUUCUCUCCUCCUCCUCCUCCUCCUCUCGUUCUCUCUCUCUCUCUCUCCUUGGGUGAACUGAAAUACGGUUUAAAUGUAACUAAAAUGCACCCAUUACAUAUAUCCAAGCCGGAACUGUGUACUCCAGUCCAGCCGAGUCCCGCCAAAAACGUGGGUGGGGGUGGGGAAGAAACAAGAGUUCUGGAGGUCAGCCCCCAAACCCAGCGACUGGACUUUGCAAUUGUGAAAUCUGCUGGAGAGUCCAGUUCCCAGAGGCACUUGUGCAAAGCUGUCCCGCUCCUGGAAGUCGGGAGGUUAACAUUUAAACGGUUGUCGCAAUCACUUCACGUAUUAUUAUUAUUAUUAUUUUAAAAAAUCGGCUGGCCUGGUGCUAGCGGGCGGGGAGCUAGGACUGACGUAGGAUUCCUCCUCCUGGUAACAGCUCUCCCCCCCCUACUUUUUUUUUUUUUUUUUUUUUUAAAUCCCCUUUGCCUCCUUUCAUCUUCGGAGGUUCACACUAGCUGGAGUUUUUUUUUCCCACACUGCCUUUUUGUGUGAGAGCCUUCUUUUGGGGGGCUUGGGGGGGGGUGGAAUGACAGGAGGAUUCUCCCGCCCUCCCCCCCUGCAUUGCAGUCCAUCCUAUCGAACCGAUCGAUCGAUCGAAGGACCGCGAGGCCUGUGGGGAACACGCCACCCGCCGGAUUGCAAAGGAGGAGGGGGGAAAAAAAUGUAGCUUAUCCUUCUGAUGUAAAGUUCUUCUCUGUAUAUUCCUGUAGAGCUACAGACGCACUUAGAUCGACUUAGAUGUGUAAAAAUUUUGGUUUUUUUGUUUUGUUUUUUUUCAAAGCAAAACCCGAAAGGCAGUUUGGAGGGGCCAGAGCUUCAGCUGCAACUGAGCGGACUUCCUCUGUCCUCCUGAGGAUGGAAAGGCAGAAUCCCUUGGGCUUCCAGCCCUCGUUUUCUCUCGAAUUCUUGAGCAUGUGUACAAGGCUGCGUAGGACCUGGGACCCUGUAAAUAGCCAUCGAUCCAGGCUCACUUCAUCUGUCUUGAAAGGUGACCCAGCCUGUCCCCCUCCUUCCCAGAUCAUCUGCGCAGGUUGGCUGGCAUUGCUUCCCGGCUGCAGGUGGGUAGGAGCUGGUUGGUUGGGGGUGUCGAAAGCAAAGCUGUUGGCACGAGGGCCGUAAAAUAUAUAUAGAUAUAUAUAUAUAUAUUUUCCGUCUGCUGUUACCUUCCCCCCUCCCCUCCCCCGGUUUUGAAUUUUUCUACUUUUUUUUUUUAAUUUUUAAAUCAAUUGGGCAGCUCCCUUUUUUCCACAAACCUUUGUGACUGUAGAGCUUAUUGUAGAUGAACCGGUGUUCUUUUCUAUAUUAUUAUUAAGAAGAAGAAGAAGAAGAAGAAAAAAAAAAAAAGUAUCCAAACACAGUAAUAUUGGUACCUUGUCAUUUUUUUUCUCCACUUCUGGUUUAAGAAAAAGAAAAAGGAAAAAAAAAAAAAGAAAAUAAUAAUGUAUUUUUAGCAAAAAUAAACUUGGGUAAUCUUCUAAAAGAAAUUUUAAAAAAAAGAAAAACUCACUGUUAGUGACUUUGAUGCCUUUUAAAAAAAAAAAGAGCUUUUUUCAUUUCAUUCCAUCUUUAAAAUUUUUUAUCUUUGUUGUAGAAUAUUAAAGACUAUUUUAAGAAAGAUGAAAAUUCUCUUUAAAGAGAUCUCUAGAAUGUGUGACUAGAGCUCCAGAUGCCUCUAAAGCCGCAUGUACAAAAUGAAGCCGCUGUCUAUUCCUGUCUGUUUAUAUUUGCUUUUCCUGUUUUGUAACUUCUUUGUACUUCGUUCUUGGUGACUUGUAAGCUUCAAAAGGGGAAGGGGUGCCUGGAUGAUGAACCCUUGUAAUUCUCCAUGUCAUGAGCUCCUGGGCCUCUCUUCCUCUCCUUGUAUGUAAUAUCACUUUUUCCCUCCCCCCUUUCUAGCAAGUACUUUCAAAAGAACUCUGUACAUUUUAACAUAAAAAAAAAAUAAAUUAUGUUGAGCCAUUUUGGA